GCGGUGCAGCUUUUACCGAGUUGUUUCUACCGUAAACAUUAGUAGAGGAAGCUAGCGAGCUGUAAACAAAGCUGAGUCGCAAACCUGUUCGACAACUAUUAAACCCCCUGGUGUGAUGAGAUAUGAUCAGACAUACUUCUGCGUAACACUAAAGGCUCUCCGGACUCUGGCGGUCACUCGUCCAUGAGCAGCAGCAGCAGCAGUUCAGUCCGGCCCCCGGGACCUGCCAUGACCCGGCCUGCGGUCUGACGGAUCGAUGAUGGCUGCAGAGCUGUUUCCCACCAAGAAGCUGGUCCCCUCCGCCUCAGCGAGCAGCACCACCUCCUCCUCCUCCAUCCAGCAGUACCAGCAGCAGAACCUGACCAACAACAACACCAGCACCAGCACCAGCACCACCGGCCAGGCCUGCUGCAACUGGCAGGGCCUGUACCCGACAAUUCGGGAGAGGAAUUCAGUCAUGUUCAACAAUGAGACGAUGGCAGAUGUUCACUUUGUGGUUGGGCCGCCUGGCGGGACGCAGCGAGUACCAGGGCACAAGUACGUCCUGGCUGUCGGCAGCUCGGUGUUCCACGCCAUGUUUUAUGGAGAACUGGCCGAGGAUCAGGAUGAGAUCCGGAUCCCUGACGUGGAGCCUCCUUCAUUCCUGGCCAUGUUGAAGUACAUCUACUGUGAUGAGAUCGACCUGUGCGCCGACACGGUCCUCGCCACCCUCUACGCCUCCAAAAAGUACAUCGUGCCUCACCUGGCCCGGGCCUGCGUCAGCUUCCUGGAGACGAGCCUGAGCGCCAAGAACGCCUGCGUGCUGCUGUCUCAGAGCUGCCUGUUCGAGGAGCCCGACCUGACGCAGCGCUGCUGGGAGGUGAUCGACGCUCAGGCCGAGCUCGCUCUGCGCUCUGAAGGCUUCUGCGACAUCGACACCCAGACACUGGAGAGCAUCCUGCGGCGGGAGACGCUCAACGCCAAAGAGAUGGUGGUGUUUGAGGCGGCGCUGAACUGGGCUGAGGCCGAGUGUCAACGGCAAGACAUGACGCCGACUAUAGAGAACAAGCGCCUGGUCCUGGGGAAGGCCAUCUACCUGAUCCGCAUCCCCACCAUGGCGCUAGAGGACUUUGCCAACGGGGCAGCGCAGUCCGGUGUGCUCACGCUCAACGAGACCAACGACAUCUUCCUGUGGUACACCGCCGCCAACAAGCCUGAACUGUUGUUCUGCACAAAACCUCGGAAAGGCCUGUCACCGCAGCGCUGCCACCGCUUCCAGUCCUGCGCCUACAGGAGCAACCAGUGGCGCUACCGAGGCCGCUGCGACAGUAUCCAGUUCGCCGUGGACAAGCGUGUCUUCAUCGCCGGCUUCGGCCUGUACGGCUCCAGCUGCGGUUCGGCCGAGUACAGCGCCAAGAUCGAGUUGAAGCGUCAGGGCGUGCCGAUGGCCCAGAGGAUCAUCAAGUACUUCUCGGACGGCUCCAGCAGCACCUUCCCCGUGUGGUUCGACUACCCGGUGCAGAUCGAGCCCGACACCUUCUACACCGCCAGCGUGGUGCUGGACGGCAACGAGCUCAGCUACUUCGGCCAGGAAGGCAUGACAGAGGUGCAGUGUGGGAAAGUGACCUUCCAGUUCCAGUGCUCCUCGGACAGCACCAAUGGCACCGGGGUGCAGGGAGGCCAGAUCCCCGAACUUAUCUUCUACGCCUGAGCCGUGCUGGAGGGAGGACGCCGCAGAGAUUCCCGUUUCACUGCCAUGUAGUCUUUUUAUUUUGAAAGUUUGGAGACGUUCUGAGGAAGCUGCUAGAGGACAGAGGCGCUCCUGGAUUUACUGCGGAGCCUUCGAGAUGCUUGAGGACAGUUUGAUUAGAACAUGAAGACACGGUCAAGAAGACCGGAGCCUCACAUUCCUUCACUAUCUGUUUUGUUGUUUUGUUUCACAGCAGCUGUUGUUGUCGUUACCGCUGUUUCCGUUUAUUAGUUAAAGGUAAAGCAGGAGUUACACAACUAUCAAAAUACACGUAAAGAAAACCCAGACACAGCAGAGACUGUCUGUUAUUGGUUAAUGCAGUGAAUUAAAUACCUGACUAUGAAAAUCCAAUAUUUCCAUAAAGAUCAUUGUCUCACCGUCCUGUCAGGAGGCGGGUCUGUGCCCAAAAUCUGUAAACAGCAAUGUUGAAAAACAUCACUUUAAUUGUUAUUAAUCUAUUUUUUUUUUUUAUCAUUAUCAAUCUCGUAGAAAACUUCAACACAUUCAGAUGAAUUGAUUUUAAUUCAGUAAUCGAGUAAUCAUUUGAGCGCUAAGUGUAAACCUGAAGUAGACGAGGCAGCUGCACAGCAGAUUUUAUUACAGCUAGACUCAGUGUUUUGAAUGCACUCCUAAAUGUGUUUUAAAAGUGCAAUAAAAUACAAACUACUGUCACGGUUCAUGUACUGCUGUCUCCCCUCUACAGUAACAGGUUUCUUACCUUAAAGAUGACGUGCAGAGUUUUGUCAGGAGACGAAGGAUGAACGGCGCGUUUAUAAACUGACACUAUAUUAGAUAUCAGUCCUCCUCUUCUGACGUUCAGACUUCGGUUGAAUUUAAAAUAUUCCUGCUGUAACUGAAGAACUGAAGGACUUGAUGAAGCACUACUUUUUAACCUGUGCAGGUGUGUUUACCGUCUGUUUCUUGUGAUUUAAUAAAAGCUGAAUAUAAACACAGACAGCUGAUCACAUCCUGUCUGUAACUCCAGUUUUAGACACUAGUUCAGAUAUACUUUAACCUUCCUCUCCUUUUCUGUACUGUCUUUGCUUUCUGGGCUUAAAUGUGACAUUUCAGCCAUAAUCCACCUGAACGUCUACCUGCCUGCAGUAUAACAGCUAAUCUGAAAGGAUUUUAACUAUACCUAUACUUUAUUUGUGUUGUAUGUAAAGAACUGUAUUCCAGAUGUCACAGCCAACUUUCCCUGUGCUUUUAUUUUUAAAAAUCAUGCCAUUAUUGUUUUGUUAAUGGUGUAAAUAUCUCUGACUGUGUUGGCUCACUUCUUCGUCUGCCCUCUUUGAAAACGGAAAACCCUGUUUUAUAUGAUUCUAUAUUGAAGAAACAUAUUUUUGGACGCCUUUUGUUUCCUUGUUAUCUGAUUCCACCCAGAAUGUGCAGUGAGUCGGUGGCCUUAUGGAUGUGGUGUUGUGACAAAUUUGGAAAUAAAAGGUUCAGUUCUGA
Molecule: messenger RNA, 3184 nt
Organism: Micropterus dolomieu (smallmouth bass)
Lineage: Eukaryota; Metazoa; Chordata; Actinopteri; Centrarchiformes; Centrarchidae
Product: BTB/POZ domain-containing protein 3-like
Exons: 5
Coding region: 257-1690 (477 amino acids)
Biological process (GO): dendrite morphogenesis; neurogenesis; cerebral cortex development
Cellular component (GO): cytosol
Molecular function (GO): protein binding
Source: RefSeq, a predicted model, not a curated record